Macrosiphum euphorbiae (potato aphid) is the source of this 1026-nucleotide messenger RNA. The record is from the annotation of a GenBank genome assembly. Lineage: Eukaryota; Metazoa; Arthropoda; Insecta; Hemiptera; Aphididae.
AUGAUUCCAGUGUGGGCAGAGACGGGAGACUUCCGUGAUAACAAUCAUCAUGGCCUUUCUACGGAUCAUACGUCACAGCUUAACUUUGGUUCAUCCAGGAGUAGAAACCGUGACAGAAAAGGCCGGGUAGACACGAUCGGUGCUACCGGUAUAAAAACUGAGGGUAUAGACACUGGAGUUGGCGUGGUCACCGACGACGGAAAAGACGCCAAUAUUAAAAAUAACAAAAACACAAAAAGACAGAGGAGACAGAGGACUCAUUUCACUUCGCAACAGCUCCAGGAACUUGAGGCCACGUUCACCAGAAACCGGUACCCAGACAUGAGCACCAGGGAAGAGAUAGCCAUGUGGACGAACCUCACAGAGGCCAGAGUCAGGGUAUGGUUCAAAAACCGGAGGGCCAAGUGGCGGAAACGCGAGAGGAACGCGAUGAACGCCGCAGCGGCUGCGGCUGUAGACUUUAAGAACGGGUUCGGAACACAAUUCAACGGCCUCAUGCAACCAUUUACUGACACCGACUCGCUGUACAGUACUGCUUACACGUCGUACAACAAUUGGGCUACCAAGGUGCCGAGCCCGUUGGGAUCGAAGACAUUCCCGUGGUCGGUGAACCCGCUGGGCACAGUGAACCAUCAUCACCACCAGGCGCCGGUCAACUGUUUCAACGCGGCCACUUCGGCGGCCGGGUCCAUGUUGCCGACUCCCGCACCGCAGAACGGGCCACCGUACUGUCCACCCACCACGCCGUACUCCGUGUACCACCACCGGCCGGCCGAGCCGUGCAACGUCAUGUCCAGUAGCAUCGCAAGCCUCCGGCUCAAGGCCAAACAGCACGCGUCCGGGUUCGGCGGUUACCAGCCCGCGGGUUCACCGGGUUCGCUGCAGGCGCAGGCCAACGGCGGUAACCGGUCAUCGUCGUCGUCGUCCUGUCAGCAACAGUACGGCGGCGGACAGGGCGCGGGUGGCGGUGGUGGUGGUGGCGGCGGCGGGAAUUCCGGCAGCGAAGGCACGCGGACGCCCGUCUGA